Molecule: messenger RNA, 3058 nt
Organism: Pristis pectinata (smalltooth sawfish)
Lineage: Eukaryota; Metazoa; Chordata; Chondrichthyes; Rhinopristiformes; Pristidae
Product: adenylosuccinate synthetase isozyme 2-like
Exons: 13
Coding region: 168-1592 (474 amino acids)
Biological process (GO): IMP metabolic process; 'de novo' AMP biosynthetic process
Cellular component (GO): cytoplasm
Molecular function (GO): adenylosuccinate synthase activity; GTP binding
Source: RefSeq, a predicted model, not a curated record
AAAGCAAUACGACAGCUGAAGGAAAUUAUUACCAGGUCUGGAUCGCCACUAAAGAAACAUGGAUUAUAAAUCAACGGUAUUUUAAACGGAAUGCCCGGUUGCUAGGGGGAUGCGAGUCUUCCGUUUCCGGUGGGGGCGGGCGCUCGGCCGUUGGCGCGCAGACGGCGAUGGCGAUGGCGACGGCGACGGCGGUGGUGCGGAACGGCUCGGCACCGGGCGGCGAGGCCGGCGUUAGCCCGCCCAGCCCCAAAAGGCUGCGGCCAGGCGAGCCGACCGCGUCCGGAGGUCUGCGGGAGCCCGGCAACCGGGUGACAGUGGUGCUCGGCGCCCAGUGGGGAGACGAGGGCAAGGGCAAGGUGGUGGACGUGCUGGCGCAGGACGCCGAGCUGGUGUGCCGCUGCCAGGGUGGAAAUAAUGCCGGGCACACAGUUGUGGUAGAUUCGGUAGAGUACAACUUUCACCUCUUGCCCAGCGGGGUCAUCAACAAGAAUGCCACGUCCUUCAUCGGCAAUGGGGUGGUUAUCCACCUUCCUGGACUGUUCGAGGAAGCUGAGAAAAACCUCUGUAGGGGAAAAGGUCUGGAAGGCUGGGAAUCAAGGACAGUGAUCUCGGACAGAGCGCACAUUGUGUUUGACUUCCACCAGGCAGUCGACGGUGCUCAGGAACAGCAGCGGCAGGAGCAGGCCGGCAAAAACCUCGGCACCACAAAGAAAGGGAUUGGCCCAGUGUACGCCUCGAAAGCCUCCCGUACCGGCCUCCGCAUCUGCGACCUGCUCUCAGACUUCGAUGAGUUCACGAAGCGCUUCAGGGUCCUUGCCAACCAGUACAAAUCCAUGUACCCCAUGCUGAGUAUCGACAUCGAGGGCGAGCUAGAAAAACUGAAGGUCUACGCUGAGCGCGUGCGGCCGCUGGUGAAGGAUGGCGUAUACUUCAUGUACAAGGCUCUGCAUGGACCGCCCAAGAAGAUCCUUGUGGAAGGUGCCAAUGCCACACUUUUGGACAUCGACUUCGGUACCUACCCUUUCGUGACCUCCUCGAACUGCACAGUGGGCGGUGUGUGCACAGGGCUGGGGAUCCCCCCUCACUAUAUCGGCAAGGUCUACGGGGUGGUGAAAGCCUACACCACCAGGGUGGGAGUCGGGGCCUUCCCCACAGAGCAGAACAACGAGCUUGGCGAGCUGCUCCAGACCCGGGGCCGGGAGUUCGGAGUGACCACAGGCCGCAGGAGGCGCUGCGGCUGGCUGGACCUGGUGCUGGUGAAAUACGCCCACAUGAUCAAUGGCUUCUCGGCGCUUGCUCUGACCAAGUUGGAUAUCCUGGACACGCUUCAAGAAAUAAAGGUUGGAGUGGGAUACAAGCUGGAGGGCAAGACCAUCCCUUACUUCCCAGCCAACCAGGAGGUGCUGAAUAAAAUCCAGGUGGAUUACGUGACGCUGCCAGGCUGGGGCACGAGCACUGAGGGCGUGCGAUCCUUUGGCGAGCUACCGGAGAAUGCCAGGAAGUACGUGGAGUUCAUUGAGGAGCACGUCGGGGUGCCAAUUAAGUGGAUUGGGAUUGGCCAAUCCCGGGAGUGCAUGAUCCAGCUGUUCUGAACGUCUGGAAUCACAAAGACCCCUUCUCCCUUCCCCCACCCCCACUCCCAACCAUCCCACCUCGCCAACCUCUGACAGUAAGCCCCUGAAGCAGACCGGUCAAUGGAAAACCCAGCCUGUCCGGCCAGCGCUGGGGUGUCGACUGACGGCCAGAUCCCGAGGGAAACGCAGCUGGUGUGGACCAAACCAUCGGGCAUUUCACUGAGGAUCAAAGCAACCAAGAAAAAGAGACCCCUGCAUCAUCAGGGGCUUAUUUUUGUAUCUUAUUUCUUAACAGAAUCAACACGAUCUUUGUGAAAGUAUCUUUAGAUUUCAACAAUCACACUCGCGGUGGCGUGGCAGAAGUAUUAGUGAGUUCACUCGGUCCAGUGAGAUGUUGUGUCUGGGUCACCGCAGCUGGUAUCUGUCUUGUUUCUUUCAUGCUGGAGGGUAGGGGGAAGUCGGCCAGGGUCCCGGGUUAGAGGGGGGAAUCCAGCCAGGGCUCCCGCCCCCCAUCACUGCCCAGUGACCCCUGGGGUAGAGAGAGGGGAAAUCAGCCAGGGUUCCUGCUCCCCAUCACUGCCCAGUGACCCCUGGGUUGGCGGCAGGGGAUGGGUGGAAUUAGCCAGGGGUCCUGGGUUAGAGAGUUACUACUGAUCCUGAAAGCUGGAGCUAUCUGGGUCAGUGUCCCCGUGCUGUUCCUCGCCUCUCCCCUGGUACCAACCCACGGAUCGCCUCUCGCAAGCUGCUUCCGAAGGCAGUGGCUCUGCUGACAGUCCCCAACCGCUGAAUCACGAGUCGGCAGUGACCGGAUCCUUUAAAUCCCCAGCAGAUCAGCCAGCUUGUGGCAUUCCCAACCCUGGUGCUCUCAGAAUCGACUCCCUCGGAAGCCCCAGGCCGGAACCUCGGGUGUCAGCCCCCCUGGAAACCAAAGACCCCCUGGACCCGGUGUUCCCUCUGUCCACACAGCACCACUGCCCCUCCCAGGCUUGGCUGGGAGGGUGACGCCAGUAGUUCCCUUCCCCUUUGUCCGCUACCCUGUCGUGGUGGGGCAGAGGAGUGAUGACAGAGCCUUACACUAGUAUUGCUGCUAUAUGCCAGCACCGAUCUGGCUGCUUUCACUGACCACUGCACCUCUCUUCUGCUGAGACUGUCAUCGACGAACAUAGGGUGAGAGCCACAUCAGGGAAGUUGGAAAGAUUGACCAAAAGUCUUGGUCAAAGAGGUGGUUUUUAGGGAGGGAUUUCUGCAGUUUAGUGACUGUGGGGAUCUCUAGAUGAAGUCAGCAGACUAGAAACCAGAGUGGGGUGCAUAUGCUAUGGUUAAACACUCAGUAAUUGCCCCUCAUAGAGGCUAAUUCUUGCAUUUGCCAAUGUCUUGUUAAUUCCACAGCAGGCUCAGGCAGCCUGAGACUGCAGACUGUGUUCCACACUCCAUGUACAUCAUCUAUGCACUGAGAUGUAUUAAAAUAACUGAUGAUUCCUUUA